Molecule: messenger RNA, 3367 nt
Organism: Mustela erminea (ermine)
Lineage: Eukaryota; Metazoa; Chordata; Mammalia; Carnivora; Mustelidae
Gene: POU2F1
Product: POU class 2 homeobox 1
Exons: 16
Coding region: 804-3059 (751 amino acids)
Biological process (GO): regulation of transcription by RNA polymerase II
Cellular component (GO): nucleus
Molecular function (GO): RNA polymerase II cis-regulatory region sequence-specific DNA binding; DNA-binding transcription factor activity, RNA polymerase II-specific
Source: RefSeq, a predicted model, not a curated record
GAAGUCAGAGCCUUAAACCACUGAGCCACCCAGGCGCUCCCACUUGAACUUUCUACCCGUCUGAAUUCUAAGGUUUUCUGGCAGAGUGUGGUGAUCAGCGAGUGAUGGUGAAUUUCCAUACUUGUGUGUGCCAAAUAUUUAUUUUCUAGAGACAAAAUUGUAAUCCUGUACCUUUUUUUUUUUUUUCAGAAUAUUUUGCAGUGAUGGUCGUGUAUAUUGAUCUGUCACCUGGGAACAUAUGUGUGUGUGUAUAUAUGUAUACAUAUGUGUAUGUAUAUAUGGUGUGUGGAUGUGUGUUUAUAUAAAGCCAGUUGAAGUAGGUUCUUGUAAAUUUGGAAGGAGGUAACAUUGGAUUUGGGGAUUUUUUUUAAUUAGUGAAAUAUACUCUUUAAAGAAAAAAGUAGGCUAUUUUAUUCAGCUUUAUGAGAGAGUAGCACCUUAUAAUACAUGUUCCAAGGAUCUUCUAAUUCACCUCCACGUUCUGAAGUCAGGGCUGGUGCUAGUAUCCCCAUCCAGCAGAUGAGGAAGCAGCACAAGGGCGGGGCGCGCCUCCAGUCCCCUGUGCUCAGGCAGCGAACUACACCCUCACCGGUGGCCCAGUGCUCCCCACUGUGUAUAAUUGUUCACCCUUAAAGUGUCAGGUUAUUUUAUGCAGUUGACUCAGUAUUGCCUUUUUCUCUUUUUGUAUUCAUAGACUGGAAAAGUAAGAAGAGCUUUCCUGCCUUUUUAAUUACCAAACUACUCUCAGUUUUCAAUGAAUCAAUUCAAAGAAAGAAUGCAGUCUUUCUAUACCUGACUCAAGAAUGAACAAUCCGUCAGAAACCAGUAAACCAUCUAUGGAGAGUGGAGAUGGCAACACAGGCACACAAACCAAUGGUCUGGACUUUCAGAAGCAGCCUGUGCCCGUCGGAGGAGCCAUCUCAACAGCCCAGGCCCAGGCUUUCCUUGGACAUCUCCAUCAGGUCCAGCUCGCUGGAACAAGUUUACAGGCUGCUGCUCAGUCUUUAAAUGUACAGUCUAAAUCUAACGAAGAGUCGGGGGACUCACAGCAGCCGAGCCAGCCUUCCCAGCAGCCGUCAGUGCAGGCGGCCAUCCCCCAGACCCAGCUGAUGCUGGCUGGAGGACAGAUAACUGGGCUCACGUUGACGCCGGCGCAGCAACAGUUACUGCUCCAGCAGGCCCAAGCCCAGGCCCAGCUGCUGGCCGCCGCCGUGCAGCAACACUCGGCCAGCCAACAGCACAGCGCUGCCGCUGCCGGGGCCACCAUCUCCGCCUCUGCCGCCACGCCCAUGACGCAGAUCCCCCUGUCGCAGCCCAUCCAGAUCGCGCAGGAUCUGCAGCAGCUGCAGCAGCUUCAGCAGCAGAAUCUCAACCUGCAGCAGUUCGUGCUGGUGCAUCCGACCGCCAACCUGCAGCCCGCGCAGUUCAUCAUCUCCCAGACGCCCCAGGGCCAGCAGGGUCUCCUGCAAGCGCAAAAUCUUUUAACGCAACUACCUCAGCAAAGCCAAGCCAACCUCCUACAGUCACAGCCAAGCAUCACCCUCACCUCCCAGCCAGCAACCCCGACGCGCACGAUAGCGGCCACUCCGAUCCAGGCACUCCCCCAGAGCCAGUCGACACCAAAGCGAAUCGAUACCCCCAGCCUGGAGGAGCCCAGUGACCUUGAGGAGCUUGAGCAGUUUGCCAAGACCUUCAAACAAAGACGAAUCAAACUUGGAUUCACUCAGGGUGAUGUUGGGCUCGCUAUGGGUAAACUGUAUGGAAAUGACUUCAGCCAAACGACCAUCUCUCGCUUUGAAGCCUUGAACCUCAGCUUUAAGAACAUGUGCAAGCUAAAGCCACUCUUGGAGAAGUGGCUAAAUGAUGCAGAGAACCUCUCAUCUGAUUCAGGUCUCUCCAGCCCAAGUGCCCUGAAUUCUCCAGGGCUGGGAAUGGAAGGCUUGAACCGCAGGAGGAAGAAACGCACCAGCAUAGAGACCAACAUCCGUGUGGCCUUAGAGAAGAGUUUCUUGGAGAAUCAAAAGCCUACCUCGGAAGAGAUCACCAUGAUUGCUGAUCAGCUCAGUAUGGAAAAGGAAGUGAUUCGUGUUUGGUUUUGUAACCGUCGCCAGAAAGAAAAAAGAAUCAACCCACCAAGCAGUGGUGGAACCAGCAGUUCACCUAUCAAAGCAAUUUUCCCCAGUCCGACCUCACUGGUGGCAACCACACCAAGCCUUGUGACGAGCAGCGCGGCCACGACCCUCACGGUCAAUCCAGUCCUCCCGCUGACCAGCGCGGCGGUGACGAGCCUCUCUGUUACAGGUAACGUGACAGGCAGCACGGACAGCGCGCCCAGCAGCACCGCCACCGUCAUCUCCACGGCGCCGCCCUCCGCCGCCGCCGCCGCCUCCCCCGCGCUGAGCCCCUCCCCGUCGGCCUCGGCCUCCGCCUCCGAGGCGUCCAGCGCCAGCGAGACCAGCACGACCCAGACCACCUCCACGUUGUCCUCGCCCCUCGGGACCAGCCAGGUGAUGGUGACCGCGUCCGGGCUGCAGACGGCGGCCGCCGCCGCCCUCCAGGGGGCCGCCCCGCUCCCGGCCAACGCCAGCCUCGCCGCCAUGGCCGCGGCCGCCGGCCUCAGCCCGGGCCUCAUGGCGCCCUCGCAGUUCGCAGCUGGAGGUGCCUUACUCAGCCUCAACCCAGGGACCCUGGGCGGCGCCCUCAGCCCGGCCCUCAUGAGCAACAGCACACUGGCGACCAUUCAAGCUCUUGCCUCUGGUGGCUCCCUUCCAAUAACGUCACUGGAUGCCACUGGGAACCUGGUCUUUGCCAAUGCAGGCGGAGCCCCCAACAUCGUGACUGCCCCCCUGUUCCUGAACCCUCAGAACCUCUCUCUGCUCACCAGCAACCCCGUGAGCUUGGUCUCUGCUGCCGCAGCCUCCGCAGGGAACUCUGGACCUGUAGCCAGCCUUCACGCCACCUCCACCUCCACCGAGUCCAUCCAGAACUCUCUCUUCACAGUGGCCUCCGCCAGCGGGGCCGCCGCCGCCACCACCACCACCGCCUCCAAGGCACAGUGAGCCGGCUGGGCUGCACGGGGCUGCCACCAGCCUUGUCCACUUGCGGCACGAUGGGCUGCCGGCCAGGCUGAGACUGAAAAAUGUGAUUGGCUUCCUCUUGCCAUGUUUCCGCAGCAAGGGAGAGAAGGGAGAGGAGGAGAAAAACGCAUACCAGAAAAAAAGGAUGGAGAAAGGACAACAUUUGCCUAAUUUUGUAAUAAAACACUGUCUUUUCAGGAUUGCUUCAUGGAUUGGAGAACUUUCUAACCAAAAAGUUAAAAAAAAAAAAAAAAAAAGCAGAAACAAAAAAUCAAAAACAAACAAAAAAA